UUUCACCGCUUUUUAACUGAACGAUUGUAUCUGUUACAGGUUAAGUAUAAUUAGGUAUGUCUGCAACAAGUAAAGCAGUUCCAAAGAAAGUCACAAAGAUAAUUCGUAAAGAUGGAAUAACUUACCGCCCGGCUGGUGGAUCAUCACAACCGCUAAAGAAUUCAGAACCUGUCAAGCCUGUAAUCUUUACCCAACCAACGAGAUCUAACUAUGCUACCGUGGGUUCGUCUCAAGGUAAAAAGAAGACAUUUGGUAAAGUUAUCAAACGUGCUGAUGGAACCAAAAUUGUUGUUGUCGAUGGAAAAAUUGUCAAAACUCUCAAAGCAAAUUCUAAGGAAUCAUCUCCUUCAAAAUCGGAAAGAAGCAAUGAAGAUUCUUCUAAACCAAUACUUAUCAAUGAUGACGCUUUGUCACCUUUGACUGACAUUUCUGCUGAUGAGCUUCCGCCUGAAUCACCAAACGUUGUGCAAAACAAAGCUGAGGAGAAACAGCCUUCAUAUAAAAAUCCUGCCAGUUCUGUAGUGAGAAUUAAGAGGACAAUAACAUUUAAUGGAAGAAGCAGUCCUGCACCAUUACUUGAAAAGCCUGAAUCUCCCGAUAACAGUCUUUCUUCUAGCCCCAUUUUAACAAAGAGUUUCAAUGUAAGAAAACGUAAUGUAGAUCAAAGAGCCCAAAGGCCAACCAAUUCAAUUCGGAAGCCGACUUAUGUGAAAAGACCAGUUUUUGAUAGUAGAAGCAAACAAACUUCAAAAGAUGUCAGUAUUCACAAAAGUCGUGACCAUUUGGAAACUAAUAGACCUGAAAUCAAAGAAGUUGCACCACAAUCACAAAAGAGAGAUCGCAGAUCUAGAUCCCCAAGGAGAACCAGAUCUCCCUACAGAAAUAGGUCACCUGCACAAUCUAGGGGAUCUGGAAAAUAUAGGCCAUCAAAACGCCCAAAGGAUAGAUCGAGAUCACCAACAAAAAUUACAACAACUGAAAAAAGAUCCCUCUCCCCAAAGAAAACAUCUCCUGAAAAUGCUCAAAGUAGCCUUACAUCACUAUUGGACCAAGAAAAUAGUAUUGGAUCUAAGGAUGCCAUUUUGAAUCUAAUACAGAAACAAGCUGAAGAAAUGCUUCAAGCUCAGCACAGUGGCCCAAUUGACGAAGAUAAGAAGAAAAAACUUCGUGAGGCUAUGGAAUCUAUUUUAGAAAAACGGGGAAUCAUCAAUCCUUCAAACACAAAGACCAGAAAGAAAAGCCAUCUUCGUUCAGCUAGUUCAGACUCAAGUGAUGGAAGGGGGUCACCUCAAAUUUUAGAAAAACUUCAUCUGAAAUACAAUACCAGCGCUGAUGCUUCCACUGAUAUUAAGAAAAUGAAAACUGAUCCAUUUGAUAUGGAAGCGAUUAGUCCUUGUAUUGAUAACAUUUCAGUUGCAUCCGAGGAGCAAAAAGUUAGUGACGUCAGUCAUUCUGAUAUGGAAAUGUCGGAUGAGGAAGCCAAGAAUGACAUUGAAGAUGGCAGAACACCAGCAUAUAGGAAAAAACCUGUUGAAGUAGAUGACCAUGCCAAAGAAUCUUCAAGUAAAAUAAUUCAAAUCAAGUUAGGUAAAGAUGAGGAUGAAGAAGCGUUUCAAGCACUUGCAGCAAGAGUUGAUGGCCUAAAGAGUUCUUCAGAUGUCCAAGAACUGAUUGAAGCAAUUGAGAACAGAAUCAAAUCAUUUCUUUCUAACAACAUUGAUCCAUCUAAUCUUGAAAAGAAGAUCAAACGUUAUCAGACUCUGGUGGCUAAAGUUGUGAUAGAAGCUGAGUCUAUAAAAGAAAAAGAAGAGGACAAUAAAAUAACUAAUCAUACGCAUCGGCGCAGCAAAAGUAAAGAAGUAAUGAAGUCUACUCGACCAGAAGUUGAACAGAGCCUCAAGGCUACAAUAAGCUACCCUGUGCAAACUCAGGAACAGAAGCAGCCAUGGUUGUAUCAGAAUCCUACUCCAGAAGCAAUGCAUCAGAAUAAUGGUAAUCACGGAACCCCUCUUCUGCACAAUGUUCCUGAACCUGAGCCUGAACCAAGUAAUUACGAUAAGAUACAAGCCCAGUAUGUAUCCCAAAGAGUUGGGUAUCACGUUUGUUUGCUAUGCAUGAUUGAGUCGAGCGAUGUGUCCCACUUUCGAAAACAUUUGAAUGGCAAAAAACAUCAUGAAGCUGUCCUAACAAAAAUACGGCAACUGUCUCAGACUGAUUCAGCAAAUGUUAAAAAAUACAAAAGACAUGACCUUGUCAUAAAGUGUAAAUUGUGUGAUAUCAUUUGUCGAGGGCAAAAGAAAUAUAAUGAGCAUGCAAACCACAGAAGUCAUCAAGCGUUAGUUCAAGCGUAUGUUAAAAUAGGACGAGUAGUUCCAGAACCUGAGAUACUGCAUGAUCAAGAGGACAAAAUCAGAGAACAACUGGAAGAAAUACAAGAGUCGGAAACACCUGCUGUUGGAAGAGAAUACAUGUCAGUGAAAACGGUAAAGGAUUGUGAUGAUAACGUGAUGGAUGCAUACCACUGCUCUUUGUGCAAAAUCAACUGCAACUCUGAGAUUCAAGUAGAAAAGCAUGUUAGGUCGAAGAAGCAUUACUUGAUUUAUGUUAAAGUCACACAACCUGACGUAAAUGUUCAACUCAACACUGCAGAGCACAAAAAAAGAAGAGAAACUUCGAAGAAAAUUGUAUCAGCCAUGAAAACUAUCAAGCAGAUGGAAGUAAUGAUGGAUCGCAACAGAGAUCGUAUUGGAAGAGAUGCUCCUACAGCUACAGUUACAAAUUAUGAAAAUGAGGGAACCCCUGACAUGGCAUUAAGCAUGGUCAAUCAGCCUCCUUCAUCUUUUCAAUCACAGCGUUCAAGUUUCCCACCUUACAGCUCCAGUCAAACUCAACUUGUGCCGGGUUCAGUUCCUUUCAAGUAUCAAAAUCGGCCUUCAACUCCAGAACAAAUGAAGUCACAAAAUGCACCAUAUUAUCGGGACCCUACCACAAGAUUUUCUUCUCCACUGCAAAAAGCUCCAUUGGCAUCAGCUCCCCUACCUUAUUCCUCUCGUGUGCCUAAUUCCGCAUCUGCCAUACAUGAUAUUCCAAUAUCUUCACCAAACAGCAGUAUUGCUGGUAUGAUUAAUAGUCAAGAGAUGUUGCAAAAGAGGGACCCUCCACCUUUUAUGAAUAUGAAUUCUAGGAAUCAAGAGCAGUUUCCCAAUCGAGGAGUGAAUGACACUUAUAACCAUGGAAAUAAUUUGCAAAGCUAUCAAAACUAUCCCUCUCGACCAGAAAUACCGAGAACGAGCAGGGACAAUUCAAGUGAAAGGGUUAAGAGUUUCAGUCCCACCUCCUCACAUUCUGCUCCAUUCCAAGGUCCUUACACGUACGGCUCUACAUUAGCUCCAUCGAUCAGCCAUUAUGGAAAGAAUUCUGGAUCAUUUGGUUCCGACAGAAGCUCAAGUGGUGACAAAUUUCAACAAAACAUUGGAUCUCAGUCCUUUGGCCAAUAUGGUGGAAUCAAUGAGCAUCAAAAAUAUAGUAAUGCUGAUUUGUUUAAAAAUCUGGAUGUUGGUCCAAAUAAGUUUCCCAACAAUGAAGUGCGGACAGGGUUCAAUCGAAUCACUCCUGGUGAUUCAAAUGCUGAGUUGUUCAAAAAUCUGGAUGUUGGUCCAAAUAAGUUUCCCAACAAUGAAGUACGGACAGGGUUCAAUCGAAUCACUCCUGGUGAUUCAAAUGCUGAGUUGUUCAAAAAUCUGGAUGUUGGUCCAAAUAAGUUUCCCAACAAUGAAGUACGGACAGGGUUCAAUCGAAUCACUCCUGGUGAUUCAAAUGCUGAGUUGUUCAAAAAUCUGGAUGUUGGUUCGAAUAAGUUUCCCAACAAUGACGUACCUACAGGGUUCAAUCGACUCACUCCUGGUAAUUCAAAUACUGAGUUAUUCAAAAAUCUGGAUGUUGGUUCAAAUAAGUUUCCCAACAUUGAAGCACGUAAAGAGUUCAAUCAUGGUGAUUCAAAUAGGAGCAGUUACCAAACAGAGCAAAAUUUUCAGCCACAGCCACAACAACCCUGGUUUGGGUCUGGCAAGGUCCCAGCUAGUCAUGGUCAAAACUUUGGUGACCAGAAUCCUCACUCUGAAAACACUUCACAAAGCCGUAAUCCUCCUUUUGAUUCCCAUCAUAGUAGUUAUGUUGAACAGACAUCUCGAGAAAUUUCAUGGCCAAACAGACCCAUUAUGAACAUGGCAAGAAAGCCUACUCCUGAUGAAUUUGUGCCAUCCUCUGGUAGUAAAGCUGGGAGCAUUUUUAACAAUGCACCUCCUUCAAACCAAUCUUACUCUGACAAUACCAGAAGUACUUACAGCUCAGCAUACGAUAAACUGAAGCAAGGUGAUCAACAGUCCACGCCUCCAGCACUGUCUUACGCUCAGUCCAUGCCUCCAGCAUUGUCUUAUGCUCAGUCCAUGCCUCCAGCAGUUUCUUACGGUGGCCCCACUUACAGUCACAAACCUACAUACAGUGGUGUUUACACCAAUGUUAGAAGAGGAUAAGGUUGCGAUACUGAGCUGGAAACUUCGUAGCUCAUAAGAUCAACAUUCCCGACAGCUGAAGAUCACUCGACACUGGUA
This is a messenger RNA of Bolinopsis microptera, 4610 nucleotides long. Its product is annotated as muscle M-line assembly protein unc-89-like. The coding region runs from base 57 to 4532 and encodes 1491 amino acids. NCBI's taxonomy places the organism in Eukaryota, Metazoa, Ctenophora, Tentaculata, Lobata, Bolinopsidae. The transcript is spliced from 4 exons. The record is from RefSeq and is a predicted model, not a curated record. Gene Ontology annotation, molecular function: double-stranded RNA binding; zinc ion binding; single-stranded RNA binding. Gene Ontology annotation, cellular component: precatalytic spliceosome.